GAUGCGCUGGGCGUCCGGCGAUGAAUAUGAAGGAGAGUGGAAGGCGGGAGUGAUGAACGGAAUCGGGCGCUUUUCUUACGCCGAGGAUGGACUGUAUGACGGUGAUAUUGACUCAUCCCUGGUAGUCUCUUGGUUGAGUUUCCAGCAAGGUGCAUGGCUGAAUGACAAACGGCAUGGGCGCGGGACGAUGAAAUAUGUUAACGGCGACGUCUAUGACGGGAUGUGGCAAAACGACAUGCGUCAAGGAGAAGGGAGAUGCGAAUAUGCAAACAAAGACGUGUUUGUUGGGAACUUUGUAGCAAAUUUUCGCGAGGGGUGGGGUGUAUACACGACUGCUCCUGUGAAAGUGUUGAUGCCUGACGCCGCACUUCCGAAAGUAUUGCCUGGCGAUGAAUACAGCGGAAAUUGGCACAAAGACAAGAAACACGGUUACGGGAAAUACUCGUGGUCGGACGGGGACUGCUAUGAGGGCGACUGGGAGAACGAUUUGCGUAACAAUCAUGGGGUUUGCGUGUAUUCCAACGGGGACAAGUAUGAAGGGGAGUGGUGCGAUGACCUUCGUCACGGGUUCGGGAAACUGGUAUGGGCAGAUGGAAACACCUAUGAAGGAGUGUGGCGCAAUGACAACAUCUCUCCUGGGACGAAGGGUGUGCCUCCUCAUCAAAGAACAAAGAAAACUCAAGCUCCGAAAGACAACAAGGAAGCACAUGUUGCCUUGGAAAUACCGGACCUGCAAGAAAACGCUGAACCCCACGAAGAUAUCCCUCUUUCGGCCAGCAUUGAGUUCCUUGACAUUCCAGAGCUAGCUCAGGUUGGAACGUGGUUUGGCUCCAUAACCAAGACCAACGGGAAAAUGUCCCCGAGAAGGAGUCCCAGUGUCUAUGGAAAAGUAAUGGUGUUUUGAUAAUGCUAAAUAAGAAUUCUUUGUAAACUUAAUCACGCUGUUU
Molecule: messenger RNA, 947 nt
Organism: Guillardia theta CCMP2712
Lineage: Eukaryota; Cryptophyceae; Pyrenomonadales; Geminigeraceae
Exons: 8
Cellular component (GO): cytosol
Source: RefSeq, a predicted model, not a curated record